AUGUCCUUCCCCUACAAAAAAGUCCUCAUCAUUGGCGCCACCUCCGGGAUUGGCAAGACCCUGGCCGACAAAGUCGUACAAAACGGAUCCAAGUUGAUUGCCGUCGGUCGGAGAAACGAGAAUCUGCAAGAACUCCUCCAACGACAUGGCAGUGACAAAGUUUCCACUAAGACUUUCGACGUCAUGCAGCUAGAGCAGAUCCCUCAAUUUGCCUCCGAGGUCAUCGCAGAGAACCCAGAUCUCGACUGCAUCUUCGUGAACUCCGGUAUUCAGCGCCCGUUCGAUUUCUCAAAGCCGGACACCGUUGAUCUCGACAUUUUCGACCAAGAGUUGAUUACAAACUAUACCUCAGCUGUGCGCAUUACCAAGGCAUUCCUUCCGCACUUGCAGGGCCUGGAACGCCAGACGGCCAUCGCGUUCACGACCUCCCAGAUGGCCCUGGUACCCAUGAUGCGCUGCCCGAAUUAUGGCGCUUCCAAGGCGGCUCUGCAUCACUUCAUCCUCGCGUUGCGCACUCAGGUGCAAGCUGGACCUGGGAAUAUGAAGAUUCUUGAGAUCUAUCCCCCAGCUGUGCAGACCGAGUUGCAUGAUGCAAAGCACCAGCCUGACCUGAAGGAUGGGCAUCUUAUCGGUAUGCCGCUCCAAGAGUUUGUGGAUGAGGUGUGGAAUCGGAUCUCACAAGGUGAGGAUCAGAUUCCGGUUGGGUCUGCGCAGGAUAUCUUUAAUGCGUUUGAGGUCAAAAGGCAAGAGUUGUACCGUGAUAUGACGGAGCUGCUUUCUGGACUGCUGAAGCAGUUUUUGCGGUAG
Molecule: messenger RNA, 807 nt
Organism: Penicillium brevicompactum
Lineage: Eukaryota; Fungi; Ascomycota; Eurotiomycetes; Eurotiales; Aspergillaceae
Product: putative short-chain dehydrogenase/oxidoreductase
Exons: 2
Coding region: 1-807 (268 amino acids)
Molecular function (GO): oxidoreductase activity
Source: RefSeq, a predicted model, not a curated record